This is a messenger RNA of Phragmites australis (common reed), 1014 nucleotides long. RefSeq names its product ADP-ribosylation factor 2. The record is from RefSeq and is a predicted model, not a curated record. Gene Ontology annotation, biological process: vesicle-mediated transport; intracellular protein transport. Gene Ontology annotation, molecular function: GTPase activity; GTP binding. The coding region runs from base 175 to 720 and encodes 181 amino acids. Lineage: Eukaryota; Viridiplantae; Streptophyta; Magnoliopsida; Poales; Poaceae. The transcript is spliced from 7 exons. Gene Ontology annotation, cellular component: cytoplasm.
UAUAGAGCCCCCUCCCGUGCGCCUGCUAGGCCUCUCUCUCCGCCUCCCCCAUUUCUCUUCCCCUGCGAUCCGAUCUCUCUCGCGAGGAAGGCUUGCCCGACGCCAGGGGAGCAGGGAAGAGAAGGGAUCACCGACCACCAGGGCGAGGCCUCGCGAUCUCGCGCAGGAGCAGGGAUGGGUCUCACGUUCACGAAGCUGUUCAGCCGCCUCUUCGCCAAGAAGGAGAUGAGGAUCCUCAUGGUCGGUCUCGACGCGGCCGGUAAGACCACCAUCCUCUACAAGCUCAAGCUCGGCGAGAUCGUCACCACCAUCCCCACCAUUGGUUUUAAUGUCGAAACUGUUGAGUACAAGAACAUUAGCUUCACCGUUUGGGAUGUCGGGGGUCAGGACAAGAUCAGGCCGCUAUGGAGGCACUACUUCCAGAACACCCAGGGCCUCAUUUUUGUUGUGGACAGCAACGACAGAGAGCGUGUUGUUGAGGCCAGAGAUGAGCUCCACCGGAUGCUGAACGAGGAUGAGCUCCGUGAUGCUGUGCUGCUGGUGUUUGCAAACAAACAAGAUCUUCCUAAUGCCAUGAACGCUGCUGAAAUCACCGAUAAGCUUGGCCUUCACUCCCUACGCCAGCGGCACUGGUACAUCCAGAGCACAUGUGCUACCUCUGGUGAGGGGUUGUACGAGGGACUUGACUGGCUUUCCAACAACAUUGCCAACAAGGCUUGAAGCAUCUUGGCAGGGCUUCAAUCAACCAAUAUAAGCUGGAUAUUCGAGCGCAUACUGCCUUUACCAUACUGCUAUGAACUGUAGUCAUGACAGUGACAUAUAAUGUGGGGUAUUUUUGGGAGGAUAAUGCUCAUUGGUGAACGAGCAAGCUAUCAGAUUGUUUUCGUGGGUAUUGUUAAUUGUCCGUGUUUCUGUUUGGUUUGUCCAAGGUAUACGAUGUCCUACUCUGUACUCUGUAUCGACUUGUCUCUUGGCAUAGCUUAAUUGUCGCAUAAUUUGUUGUGUGCAGCAUCA